Pongo pygmaeus (Bornean orangutan) is the source of this 4825-nucleotide messenger RNA. It is a transcript of the gene FTSJ1, whose product is annotated as FtsJ RNA 2'-O-methyltransferase 1. Gene Ontology annotation, cellular component: cytoplasm. Gene Ontology annotation, molecular function: tRNA methyltransferase activity. Lineage: Eukaryota; Metazoa; Chordata; Mammalia; Primates; Hominidae. Gene Ontology annotation, biological process: cytoplasmic translation; tRNA methylation. The record is from RefSeq and is a predicted model, not a curated record. The transcript is spliced from 11 exons. The coding region runs from base 343 to 1356 and encodes 337 amino acids.
AAACGCAGUUCGCGAGCCCCGGAUACGUCGACAAUAGAUGACGGGACUCACGUUGUACGUUCACAUCAGGUCCCGGCCCGCCGGAACCUGGGAGAUCCACGAUGCCGAGUUUGCCACGCUGCGACAGCCCAUAGGCUUGCCCCCCGGGCAUUCGGGUGGACUACGAACACAAACUGAAGCCCUACGACUUGUCGCCCGUUUGCGCUCUCGCCGAGGCACAGGCUGCUCGUGGACCACCCUGCUCCGAAAACUAAGAGGUAGGUGGUAGCCCACUCAUCUGGUUACUGUUACUGGCCGGCAUCAGCGGACUGUCGGCAGGUCUUUGAGCAACUGGCGUGUGAAAUGGGACGGACGUCAAAGGACAAGCGGGAUGUCUACUACCGCCUGGCCAAGGAGAAUGGCUGGCGUGCUCGCAGCGCCUUCAAACUGCUACAACUGGAUAAGGAAUUCCAACUCUUCCAAGGCGUGACACGGGCAGUUGACCUGUGUGCAGCCCCGGGCAGCUGGAGCCAGGUGCUGAGCCAGAAGAUUGGGGGCCAAGGGUCCGGCCACGUGGUGGCUGUGGACCUGCAGGCUAUGGCUCCACUACCAGGUGUGGUACAGAUCCAGGGGGACAUCACCCAGCUGUCCACUGCCAAGGAGAUCAUCCAGCACUUUAAGGGCUGCCCUGCGGACCUAGUGGUGUGUGACGGGGCUCCUGAUGUAACCGGCCUCCAUGAUGUUGAUGAGUAUAUGCAGGCCCAGCUCCUCCUAGCCGCUCUGAACAUUGCUACACAUGUCCUGAAGCCAGGGGGCUGCUUUGUGGCCAAGAUAUUCCGAGGCCGGGAUGUGACACUCCUCUACAGCCAGCUGCAGGUCUUCUUCUCCAGCGUGCUGUGUGCCAAGCCCAGGAGCAGCCGGAACUCCAGCAUCGAGGCCUUCGCUGUCUGUCAGGGCUAUGACCCUCCCGAGGGCUUCAUCCCGGACCUGAGCAAACCCCUGCUGGACCAUUCUUACGACCCAGAUUUCAACCAGCUGGAUGGUCCCACCCGCAUCAUUGUGCCUUUUGUGACCUGUGGGGACCUGAGCUCCUAUGAUUCGGACCGCAGUUACCCACUGGACCUAGAGGGCGGCUCAGAGUACAAGUACACUCCACCCACACAGCCCCCCAUCUCACCACCAUACCAGGAGGCCUGCACGUUGAAGAAGAAGGGGCAGCUGGCCAAGGAGAUCCGCCCCCAGGACUGCCCCAUCAGCAGAGUGGACACGUUUUCCCAGCCCCUGGCCGCCCCUCAGUGCCACACCCUGCUGGCCCCUGAGGUCUGGAAAUGUGACUCUCAGCCUGCCUUGACCCCUUCCCCGUGUGCCUUUUUCUGACCCAAAUCUCAUGGUUUCUGGGGCCAAAAUUCCCUUUCCUGCCUCCCAAUAGCUAUAAAAAAUUGGUAAAGCCAAGCAUAAUGAAUGGAAAAGUUUUGCCAAAUAUGUGAGUCACUUUUCUUUUUCUUGGGUAGAUGGAAGACAAUGAAAUGAGUUGUUCACCUUAACCCAUUAUGGUAAGUUUGCCUUGUUAUCUAAGAGUUUGAGUAAGAGCAACCUUUAUGAAAAUCCUCAGUAAAAUUUCACCUUUGAAAUUUUUAUGUCAACUGAUAAGAUUUUAAUCAACAAACCCUUUUCUAAACAUCUGUUGUUGUAUGCCAGGAACUGCUUUGAGCAUUUUACAUUUGAGGUAUUCAGUAAACAUUUAUUGAGCACAUACUGUGUGCCAGGUGUUGUUCUAGGUUUGGAGAUAGAGCAGGGAGCAAAACAGAAAUAUCUUGGCUCUCACAGUACUUCCAGUUUGGAAAAGAGGCAACAAUCAAUAAAACAGUCUGUAAGUGCAAGAGUUUACAUACACACAUAUACUAUAUAGCUUGCAUUUCUCAAUUUACAUAUCUUGUAAUAUAUAUAAUAUGUAAGAGUAAUAUGGGAUAUGAAAAAUAGAAAAAAGUAAAGCAGGGUGAAGAGAAUCAGGAAUUCUAGGCAUGGCAGUUUUCAUCUUUUGGUGUUUUUGUUUUGAGACAAGGUCUCACUCUGUCGCCCAGGCUGGAGUUCAGUGGUGUGAUCUCCCGGGCUCAAAAAAUCCUCCCACCUCAGCCUCUCAAGUAGCUGGGACUACAGGCAUGCACCACCAUGCCUGGCAAAUUUUUAUAUUUUUAGGGGAGAUGGAGUUUCGCCAUGUUGCCCAGGCUGGUCUCAAUCUACUGGGCUCAAGCGAUCUGCCGUCCUCGGCCUCCCAAAGUACCGGGAUUACAGGCAUGAGCCACUGCGCCCAGCCAGUUUGCACUUUUUAAAAGGGUUGUCAUAGAAGGCCUCAGACAUUCCUCAGAGGUAAUGUUUGAGCAAAGACCUGAAGGCACUGCCGGAGGGAAGCCAUGUGUGUAUCUGAGGGAAGAGCAUUCUGGGUAAAGGAAAUAGCCAAGUCCCAAAGGUGGAACUGCACGUGGUAUGGGAGGAAAGUUUAUCCAUAGCCAAAUGUUCUAAAACUACAAUGUUAGAGGAUGGCCCUUUCUGACAAUGGCAUAGCAGGUUAUUCAGACUAAGUCAGCCAUCACAAAAAGCCACCUUUUUUUUUUUUUUUUUGAGACAGAGUCUUGCUCUGUUACCCGGGCUGGAGUGCAGUGGCGCAAUCUCAGCUCACUGCAACCUCCAUCUACCAGGUUCAAGUGAUUCUCCUGCCUCAGCCUCCUGAAUAGCUGGGAUUACAGCGCCCACCACCACGCAUGGCUAAUUUUUGUAUUUUUAGUAGAGAUGGGGUUUUGCCAUGUUGACCAGACUGGUCUCAAACUCGUGACCUCAGGUGAUCCACCCGCCUCGGCCUCCUAAAGUGUUGGGAUUACAGGUGUGAGCCACCACACCUGGCCUUUUUUGUUUUGUUUUGUUUUGUCUUGUCUUGAGAGCAGAGUCUCGCUCUGUCGCCCAGACUGGGUGGAGUGCAGUGGCACUAUCUCAGCUCACUGCAACCUCCGCCUCCCGGGUUCAAGAGAUUCUCCUGCCUCAGCCUCCCGAGUAGCUGGGAUUACAGACUCGUGCUCCCACCUCACCCGGCUAAUUUUUGUAUUUUUAGUAGAGACGGGGUUUCACCAUGUUGGCCAGGCUGGUCUCAAACUCCUGACCUCACAAAAUCUGCCUGCCUCAGGCCUCCCAAAGUGCUGGAAUUACAGGCAUGAGCCACCACAGCUGGCCACAAGAAGCCACCUUAAGAAAAAAUUGAAACAGCAAAUCAUUGUGUGAAAGAGAUUUACAAUUUCUAAUAUUUAAAGGGUCCUGUAAAUCAAUAAGGAAAAACAUGAGAGUGGCCAGCAAGCACAUGAAAAGCUGCUCAUCAGGAAAAUGCAACUGAAAACUCAAAAUAUCAACAACACUAAGUAUUUGAAAGGAUAUGCAGCAAUUGAAAGCCUCGUACAUGCUACUGGGAAGGUAAAAUGGUGCAGCCACUGUGGAAAACUUAGGCAUUACCUACUAAAGCUGCAUGUGUGCCAGUUCCACUCCUAAGAAAUGAGUCCUAGAGGCCGGGUGCAGUGGCUCAACGCCUGUAAUCCCAGCACUUUGGGAGGCCGAGGUGGGUGGAUAACCUGAGGUCAGGAGUUCAAGACCAGCCUGACCAACAUGGCAAAACCCCAUCUCUACUAAAAAUACAAAAAUUAGCUGGGCAUGGUGGCGGGCGCCUGUAAUCCCAGCUACUCAGGAGGCUGAGGCAGGAGAAUCACUUGAACCUGGGAGGUGGAGGUUGCAGUGAGCUGAGAUCGCGCCACUGUACUCCAGCCUGGGUGACAGAGUGAGACUCCAUCUCAAAAAAAAGGAAAUGAGUCCUAGAGUGUUGCUAGCAGCACUGUCUGUAGUAUAUGCCCAUUAAAUCAUGGUACAUUCACCAUGGAGAACUGUACAACAAUGACAGUGAACAUCCUGCAAUUACACCAAAUAACACCUUGUAGUUUAUUCAUGAAACUGAACAUAUAUAGGUUUUAUGCAUUUUCUAUAUGUCAUGGUUCACCAUAAAAGUAGGAGGAAAUGUCACAAAAAUGUUAGCAGCAGAGUUAGCACAGAGGUGUGGUGGCACAUGCCUGCCUGUAAUCCCAGCUACUUGGGAGGCUGAGGUGGGAGGAUCACUUGAGCUUGGGACGUUAAGGUUGUCGUGAGCUAUGAUGGAGCUCCACUGCACUCCAGCCUGGGUGACAGAGCAAGACCCUGUCUCUAAAAAAACAAAACAAAACAAAACAGAAAAACUUUCUUUGACUUUUGGUUAGCUGGCAAGCUGAUACAACUCAGAAACUGCUCAAUGUCAGGAAAACCAGAACUUGUUGAUGAACUUGUUUUCAAAAUAUCAUCUCAUCAAUGAGGCCUGGACAAACAAGCCCUGAGGAGGGAUCUGCAACAACCCUGAAGAUAACAAGGAAAGAAACCAUGGAAGUCAGUCUGUACUGCAGUGGGAAUUCUUGAGUGAGGUCUUACCUCUUCUUUAAACCUCUUCAGGAGUGUCCUGAUUAUAUCCAGAAUUUUCCCUAAAGGCAGGGAUUCUUAACCUGGAUAGAAGCCAGGGGUAACCAUGAACUUGAUAGAAGAAAAUGUUACAUCUUUAUUUUCAGCAAUAAAACUGAAAUUUAGCCUUACUCCCAAGUUAUAAAUGCUGGCAACAAAUCACAAUAGUAAAAGCAGUACCUGGGAUUUUCCCACCAAUACAAACCGUUACAGCAACUGUAAUGUAACAUAAAAAGGGCAUCUUGAAGUAUUGUUCAUAUUUGUCACCUCUUGGAAUGAUAGCAGAUCCUAUAAGUUGAUGUAUUAAUUAAAAAGCCCAUAUAUUACUGCA